Messenger RNA from Stegodyphus dumicola, 11665 nucleotides. RefSeq names its product ankyrin repeat and BTB/POZ domain-containing protein 2. NCBI's taxonomy places the organism in Eukaryota, Metazoa, Arthropoda, Arachnida, Araneae, Eresidae. The record is from RefSeq and is a predicted model, not a curated record. Gene Ontology annotation, molecular function: protein heterodimerization activity.
AUAUUCAUAGAUAUCGAGAUUAGGACAAGAAAAUACUGAUACCUCUGGAAAUUCUGAUACCUCUGGAAUACGCGCCCAGCGUACAGACCACUACAUCACGAAGGCAUGACGUGUUAGUGGCUGUAAGAGUUUCCGAAAGAAUAUGGUGGGUGUCAACACCACCUUUCUGAUGCUUCCCCUCCUGUUUGACCAUGUCUUCCCCCGUUCCCGAAUUUCGAGAAGCCCACCAGUAUUGGCAACCUCUCCUCAACAAUGACAUCAUCCGGCCCAAACCUCGACGAUUAGGAGACAUGAGCAAGCAGGACACCAGCCCUACUCAGGCCAUUCAGAGAACGUCCAGCCGCGAGAGAUUGUUUAUAGGCAGCCCUCUUAGGCCCUAUGAAAGAGAUGCUGGAGUUGGAGGAUCGGCGCCCUCUCUUUCUAAGACAACCAGCCGAGAAACCCUCCAUCCAAAUUCUGAUGGACGGACGCCCAGCAAGGAAGGAGUGUCGACGACCUCCGGGAGCAGAGAAACUACUCCAGUUACACAUUCCUCAUCAUCGACGGCAUUUCUUAAGUCAGCUUCUAGAGAAAAAGCUAGUGCACACGGGAACAGCUCAAGGGAAACAUCGCCUCUUCACAAUAAUUGCCGAACUCCAAGUAAAGACCUUCUUUCUGGAAAUAUUGUCGUACAAAACAGCUCGAGAACUGCUGGAAAAGAUAUCACUGUUGCCUCUUCUCAACUUCGAAGUGCUUCUCGUUCAUCAUGCAAAGAUGUUAACAGCUCUCGAGCAUCCUCGAAAGAACCAGCCAUCGGAUCCAGUGCCAUAACGGAAAAUCAUUCACGAACUCCAAGCAAAGAUUUACUCACGAAUAAUCAGCCGCAUCGCUCAAACUGCAAAACUCCGAAUAAAGAUUACAUCACGAGCAGCUGUAACAAUUUCUGUCACUCCAAUGAAGUCCAGAGGGUAACUCGAGAUCAUCAUCAACAACAUCAAAUGACCCAUGCUAAAAGUUCUCCAGGUCUAAAUUCUCGAACGUCUCCAGCAUCUAUCUUCAGUGACAGUCAAAACUUCGAGAAGGAUAAUCGGUGCCAUCCAGCUUUCUGGGAAUACAAAGAUGUGGAAGAAGAUGAAUUUUCACCGGAUGGCCAUCUCUCUCCUUACAUGGAUUCCAUGUCCAAUACAGACUGUGGGUCUUUGAGUAAAAGUUCAUCAGACGGUGAUCCUAUAAUCUGUCGUAAACGACCACCAACACGGUUAAAAUCAAAACGCCGAAAUAUUUUAUCGUUUCCUCAAGUGUUUGGAUUAGAUGAAAGUCGACUUAUUCAAAGGCGACACGAGUGUUACGGUGGCUCUUCUAGUGAUGAAAAUAAAUCCUCAGGACAUGCUAGUAUGAGCGACGGCCAAUCAUCAUACCUUAGCUCAUCUCCAACAGAUGGAAUUUUAUCCAGAACUUCCGGCAGAUUGUCAGGAAAAACUGGAGAAAUUCUAAACUCCGAUAGCGCUAGAGAUGAUUCUCGAGGAGAGUCGGAGCACAGAUUCGGAAGAGGAACGCCUCUAAAAUCUGUCCCUGAAGAUGAGAGACUCCUAACAUCUCAUCAUGUUUCUUCUACAAAAAUCUCUUGCCGACGACCUGCUCCAUCUAGAAAAACACAUAGGACUCCACUUGAAGGAGCAUGCGGUCUUGAAGACAUUAGACAAGCCAUUGAACAGUUAUCAGUACGUACCCAGGGAUCCAGGACAAGCUAUUCUACAUCUACUUAUUCAUCUGUUAGUGGUAGUGAAUCUGAACCUGUCAGGAGAUUGAUUAGGCAUUCAAGUCUAGAGACAAUUAAUACAAAUAUUACUAGUGCAGACGAAUUUGUGUGGGUUGACAAUCACACACGCCUAGUGGAACUACAACGUGUGCCAUGGUCCAAUCACGAUAUUCUAAAAGUCAUGCAAACUGGAAGACUGCGCGAGCAUCUUGGUCAAAUAUCAAUGGAAACAGUGCCACGACUUUCAUACUUACUCCAACGACCUCUGGUGCGGAUUGCCAGAGAAACACAACGGUUUUCUAAAACUCUUGGUAUGUGCACCAAACAAGAAGUCAGUGGUUCUUUGAAAAUUGUGUUAUCUCCUGCUUUAGCAGACAGUUGCAUUAAAGCAUGUCACCGUGCUGCUGCAAUAUCUGCAGUCAGUGGUGACCAAAUGAAACUCAGCAAAAGUGCUCGAGCUGGCCUUCAGCUGUCUGUAGGCCGCUUUCAUCGGUGGAUGUGUGAUGUUCGGAUAGGUUCUUUCGUUCAUCAGUAUGCAGCUAUAUACUUAACAGCUGCCAUUGAAAAUCUUUUAGAGGAGAUUGUUCUUCAGUGUAUGGCUCUAGAUGGGUCAACUAUGUUCACUGCAACGAUGCUUGAGACUGCCAUAUCCAAUAGCAGUGAUCUCUGGGGAUUAUUUCAGCCUUUUUCACAUCUGAACGCUGGUCGUACUGCUAGUGGUACCCUGUCUCUACCGCGUUGGCCCAGCCAAUCUGAUAACAGCGGUAGCAGGCCUGGCAGCUCUGUCCAACUGCACCUAGCGGAAGAACAACCGCGGCAACCGACUUGUAAAUCUGUGGAGCAACAUUUGCUGACGACAUGUGUGGGCAGUAUCACUGAACUUGGGGAUCUUCUGAGGCGGGUUGUGCAGUAUUAUCAACAUAUGCAAGGUCACAACUCUGGUCGGUGCAACAUUGUCUGGGGUCCUGCAGCACUGCAUGCCUUAUACUACUUCAUGCGAUGUUCACAGUUGGAACAUGCGGAACAUGCUGAACAUGCAAACCACAGGACACCUGCUCAAGAGCUUGUCUAUGAAAGGCCAUAUCUGGUUCUGCCUCCACUGAUUGAGUGGGUUCGAGUAGCUUUUUCUCAUUCUGAGCAUCGUCGAUCCCAAGUUGUAGAUAAAGAUGAUGUUAUGCAAGCUGCUCGUUUACUACUACCAGGAGUGGACUGCCCUAUCCGAGAAUUUGGAAUCUAUGAUGACCGGCUGCACUGUAGGAAAAGAUCAGAUGAUCCCGAAUGUGCUCGGAUGCUAAAAGUCGAGCUUGCCUUCCGAAUGCUUGCAAGUGGAAGAACAGACCUAGUACCUCAUGCAUUACAACUGUUACCUCCAAGUCAUGUAAAUACUUUUAAUGAACAAGGUUUGACUCCUUUAAUGGUUGCAUGCAUUAGAGGAGAUGAGGCAAUGGUUCACAUACUGCUGGAUGCUGGAGCUGAUGUUGACAUUGAGACUCCAGCACCUAGUAGCACUUACCAGUGUGUUAAUCCUGAAACUCAGCAUUGGACUGCUUUAACAUAUGCCACAACCCAUGGACACUUAUCAGUAAUAAAACUUCUGCUAGAAAAGGGAGCAAAUGUUGAAGGAGGAGCACGUCUCAGUGAAGAAAAAAUAACAGUAACUCCUUUGCAACUGGCGGCUGCAUCUGGUCGUUUAAAAUUAGCAGAGCUGCUCUUAAUGCAUGGUGCUCAUCCCUUUCUUUCAACCAUGUUGAGGGAUUCUUUGGCAUAUGGUGGAGCUGCUCAGAGAGGCUGCUAUAGUGCCAUAGCUGUUGCUGGUGCCCAUGGACAAAGGACUAUGCUUCAUCUUCUUUUAUCCCAUCCCAUGACAAAAAGUAAUAAAGAUGUCCUUUCUCUGGAGGAGAUCUUAGCUGAGGGAGCUUCUCAAUUAACAUGUGAUAGGAGGACUUCCAGGUUACAGGUUGUUCCUGUCUGUGUUGAUGAUUUAAAUAAAUCUUCUUCAAGUGUAUCUACUUCUACUGACAACAGCCAAGUGAUCAAGCUCACAAAAACUCAAAUGAAAUCACUUCAAGAAGCUAUGUAUCAUAGUGCAGAGAAUGGCCAUAUAGACAUAACACUUGAUCUUCGGAAUAUAGGAGUGCCAUGGACAUUACACUGUUGGAUGAAUACUCUAGCAAUGGCAUAUGAACUUCAGGUUGAGCCAAUGAUAGAUCAACUACUUCAGGAUUACUUACAAGUGUGGCCAGAAGAUUGUAGUUCUCAGUUUGUAGAUGAAUGUCUGCCACUACUGUUCACAAUAUUCAGGCACAGUAAAAAAGAAGGAACAACUCUGCUUCUAGCAGAUAUUUUUUCAAACUGCUACAGUAAGGAACCUAUAAAAGAAAUCCGCGAUGUAUCCUAUAUUGGAGGAGCAAGAAUAGAUCCUACAUACGUAAAUAAUCCUGAAAUGUCUGAUGUACAGUUUAGAGUCGAAGGCCGGGUAUUUUAUGCUCAUAAAAUUAUUCUUGUCAAUGCAUCUCCUAGAUUUAAAUCUAUGCUUUCAACCAAGUUUUCUGAAGGUGUACCUCCUGUUGUGCAGAUCAAUGAUAUUCGUUAUGAUAUAUUCCAACUGGUGAUGCAGUACUUAUAUAAGGGUGGUUAUGAAAAUUGCGACAUAGACCAAAAUGAUGUUUUAGAGCUGAUGGCAGCUGCCAGCUUUUUUCAAUUGGACGGACUGCUCCGAUUCUGCGAAUCUCGAAGUUCUAAACUGGUGGAUUUAGACAAUGUGGUUUCAAUGUACAUACAUGCAAAAGUAUACAAUGCAGUAUACUUACUGGAAUACUGUCAAGGUUUCCUUCUGCAAAACAUGGUGGCUUUACUCACUUAUGAUGACAGUGUUCGAAAGUUAAUAUUUGGAAAGAAAAUGCACAAUCAUGAUGUACUAAGUGGACUACUACUAACAUUACAGACGAGAAUACGGGAAAAAUCAUCUAUAAACAAAUCCAUGUGUACGAGUAAAAGCUGAAUGAAGAAGAUAAGUUAGGAAAAUUUUCAUAUAUGUAAUAUAAAAUAUUAUAAUCUUAAUGCCUAAUAUUAUUUAAUGACAUUCCAUAAUGUUAUUUGGGAGUAUAUUUUAAUCAUGGUUAAAAUUUUAUUACAUAGCUAUGCAUUAAUAUAUGUGCCAUUUUGUAAUGUUAUUUGGAAGGUAAUAUUUUAAUCAUGAUUAAAAUUUAUUUAUUUGUAAUCUUUCAUUACAUUAACAUAUACAGUUAAUGGCAUUUUAUUCUUUGAAAAAAAUAAAAGAUUUCCAUUUUCAUAAAAAAAUAUGAUCUUGUAAAAAAAUCUUUUAAUUAAAAGCAUAAAAAGUUAAAAAAAGUUUCAUGAUAUCUUCAAUAUCGAAAAGAUGAAAUCAUAUUUUAACACUAAUUGCAAUAAAAUAAAUGAAAAAAUAACCACUGAUAAGGAAAAGAAUAUAUAGAUUUUGGCAUUAAUAGUCUGACAUAUGAAAUUCAAACAUUUGAAUUCAUUUUAAAAUUUGAAAAAUUCAUUUUAAAAUUAAGUCUACAUUACAAAAAAUCUUCUAAUUCAGAGAAUAAAAUAUAUAUAUAUAUAUAUAUAUAUAUAUAUAUAUGCAUGCUUCAAAGGAAAGCAUAUAAUUUUUCCUACUGACAAACAGCAAGUCUGAUAACAGUAUUCAUAAAUGGAAUACAAAGCCUUUUUUAAAUAAAAGAAAUAUAAUCAAAAUGCAUUUCUUGGAUAUAUGUAAUCAAAAUGUAUUUCUUCUUAUAUAAAUGUGUUUCUUGGAUGAAAGUAACAGAUUAAUAUUGGGUGAAAGUAACAGAUUAAUAUUACUGUAAUAAUGUUUUAAAAUAAAAAAGUAAUUCUAAAUUAAAAGCAAACACACACAGAGCCAUGCCUAUAUAUGGUUUCACCUGAAGCAAAGAGUCAGUACGUGCCCCUAUAUACAACGCAUCCACCCAUAAAAAUUAAAAUAAAAUAUGUAUACGCACACGAGUGUAUAAAUUACAAUGCACAAACACAGUACAAGUUAACAAUAUCUGUACAUUUUUUAUGCAUAUUUCAAUCAUUAUUAUAUUUCAAAUCAUGAUACCAAAAUUCUUAUAAUAAUAAUUAAUAAUAGCUUUAUAUUUUCAGGAAAAUGUAAAGCUAUGAUGGUGAUUUACAGUUUUGAAAUGAAAAGUAUUAAGAUUCCUUUCUAAUAAAUGACAUUAAAUAUAAUUUAACUUUUCUUGCCUUUAACGGAACAAAAUAAUCAAUAAUAUACUCAAAACCUACUUGAUCACUUAAUUACAUAGUUCCACAGAAUGACUAGAUCUGAAAUAGAAAAUGUUUAAAUGAAUAUUGCUAAAAGAUGGUGAUGUUUCAAAAAACAAGCUCACAGAAUGGCCUUGUUUGAACAUUCUUCCUGAUCAAGUAUAGAUCUUAUACACCCUUUUAUUAUCUUAAUUUUGCUGUAGCUUCUUUCACCACUGGCAGUACUAACUGGCAACAAAAAAGUAUUCUUCAUACUGCUUCUAAAUUUAACUAAAUGAGAUAUGGCAUGAAAUAUGUUUGAAAUUAUUUUUAAAUGAACUGAGUCUUAUAGCUAGUGUCCAAAACUGCAGAAAAAACAAGGUUUUUAAAACAUAUUUCUGACCGAAUUUCUGCAGCAUUUAUAUCAUUCAUAUGGUUAAGUGCGAAGUUACAACCUGUCGUCUUUGCGUUACCUAAAUUUAAUUAUAUUAAUUUUUCAGCAGUUAGAAACUGAAAAUCAAAAAGGUGUUUCAACUUUUCUUAUCUCUGUUUUAUUUGUGAGAUUAAAACAUCUAACAUUUCUUUAAUUCUACAAUGAAUAAACAAACAGCUUACUGAAUUAGUUUUUCUUAUCAUUUGAUUCUUAACAAUCUAAUUUAUUAAAUUUUUUUCUAUUUCUGUUCAGAUUUUGUUAACAUAUUUGUCUCUAAACUUCUACACUUCUUAAAGUAACAUUCAGAAAAAUUUUCUGUUACCUGCCUUAAAGAAAGGCAUAAUCUCCCUGUCCAAGUGUCUGACUUUGCAAACAGUUAUAUCUUGAUUGCAAGAUUCAUUUACUUUUUAAAUUUUUAUGCAGUAAUCUCCCUCCAGACAGCGCUUAUGAAAAUUUUUUAAUUGAUUUGCUUCAAAAUGCUACUUUUGUCAUCCUACUGCAAUAAUUUAUCAUUUGAUUUCAUAUCUUUUGAUAACCAAUGUACUUCGAUUUUUUUGUAGAUACAGUUCUUUAACAGCAUUAAUUCUUGAUCCCCAUCGAGUAUCCCUGCUACUUAUUAUCUUAAACUAUUACUAUUAUUAUUUUUAAAAAAAUAAGAAAACUAGUAUAAGAAUGACACAUUUAACAAUGGCUACUUAGAAACACUGGCAGUCUUAUCUUUCUGUAGAAAACUAUUUGCAAUGUGUUGUCCUACAAUGGACAAUAUCCCAUACUUUAAUACAAGUUAUGGUUUCAUAAUAAUUUACUGACACAAUUAAUUUAUUAAUGUCUCAAAAUCUCUAACAGCUCUUAAUUGACGCAAAUAAUCCUAUGUAGAAUAAAAUGCAGAUGUAAUCAGGACAUAAUUAUCAUGCUUAAAAUUAUCUUAAUAUGUUCCCAUCAUUGUUUCAAAUUCUGUGAAGUAUUGUGAAUUUUAUAGUUUCUUCAUUUUUCUUUUCUUCACCUUUUAAUACAGAUCAAGAAUUCAAUAUGUUAAAAUUUCAUUUUAAGAGAUAUUCCUAAUUGCCAAAAUUCUUCUUGGCAAUUUUUAAAUAAGCUCCUGAUUUCUCCAUUAAUGUUCAUGUCAAGAGGCCGGUUCAUAAGAUUAGAAGGUUGUCCUGGUAUUGUUCAAGCCUGAGUAUGGCCAAAGGGUUUGUCCAUGUGUAACUUGAAUAUGAGACAGUUCUUGUAGAAUAUUCUCCAUCAAAGCAUCCCUCUAAAGCAGACAACCAUACAUACUUUACUAUAAUCAUUUAAUCAAUGGAUAAGUCUCUUUAAUUCAUACAUCUUUUAUCUGUCAAAAAAUUUUUUGUUGUUAAAAGGCUCAUUUGAGCUAAAACAAAAAUUUAUGUCAGCUAACUGUAAUAAUUUAAAUGUGACUAGUAAAUCACUAUUAAAUCAAAAGUUUUAUCAUAAUCCCUAUAGUAUAAAUAUAAUUUUAAAAUUGAUAAGAUUUAAUAAUGCUUCAUGCUUUUUCCCUGCUUCAUCAGUUAAAUCAGGAAACUUCAAGGCAUUAAAUUUGUGAAUAUUUUGUUUGUUUGAAUAUUUUGUUGAAUAUGACAGUUAUUUGUAACUAAUUUUCAUUUGCACCAAUCAACAAGUUUGCUACUCCCAGUUUCAAUGAUUUUGAUAUUUUAAUUUCAGUUUUUUAAAUCUUUAAAUGAACAUCUAAUUUAGCAAAAAUAAUCUAACAUACAUUAAUCUUUAUCUUGUUCACUUGUCUCUUUCUUCAUAUUUCAGUCUUUCCCAUACUGUAUUUCUUAUUAUUUUUUAGUGAGGAACACGUUUCUCAAUUGUAUUCACAUCAAUUACCUUGUAAUCAACAAAAAGAAAAUAAACGUUUUAAAAUGUAUUGUUUUAACAAUAUAUUUUAAAACAUUUAUUUACUUCUUAUCAGUUAUAUUAGCCAAAAAAUUUAAAUUGCUAAAUGUUCCUCUUAUUUCUUUGAAACUAAAUAUUUUAUUUUAAUGUUUCAUACAUUAUAAAUAAGAAAACAACUAAAAAGAAAAUGUGAUGUUUUACCUUAUAUGUCUACAUUACGAUUUUGAGAAAGAAUAAGAUAGGCUAAUUAAUGCACUGAUUCUUUAAUCUGUCAACCAAAACAUAAUAAAACCAAGUAUACUACUGCCACAAAUCACACAUGAAAACAAUAAAGUAAAUCCCCAAGAAUGCAUCACAUUCAAAGCUUACAUCAAAAAUAAGCAAAAGACUGAUUAUAGGGUAGGUCUGUUUCAACAAAGUGCAGACAAUUGCCUGCACUUUCCCUACUCAGCUCAUGGACUUCAAAAAGCUUGUUGUGGCUAACUAAGCUAUCGUUGAUAUUAAAGUAAGGUGUACAAAAUUAACAAUGUACACAUCUUGAUGCUAUACAAGCAAGUUUAGUCUAUGCAGGUCAUAACAUCAAAUGUAUAUUAAACCUCAGCACAUUAACACUAACGAUUAAUUUUAAUUUUAGAAAACAGUGUGUACGGUACUGUGAAACCUCAAGACUUUUGACGGAAACUAUGCAAUUAAAACAUACAUCAAGCAAGAAACCUGAUUGCAGUAAAGUAAUCAAAAAAGUGAAUUCAUUUAUAUUUAAAUAAUUUUACUGCUUAUAAUAUUGAUAAUAUGCUGUGUCAAACAUGAACUGAAAGGGGCUAUCCUGACUGAAGAGAAAUACAAGAUUAACAGCCAAUCAAGCAAUCGACCAUAUAAGCACACAGAGUAAAAACGGUACUUAUGAAUGUAAAAGCUUUGAAAUUAUUAUAAAUUGUAUUAAUAAAAUAUGUUGUUUGAAAUGUAUUCUUAAGGCAUUUGCGUUUUAAAGUUAAGUGUUAACAGUCAUAUGUAUUUUUCAAGGGAAAUUUCUGUACUAGUUAUUUUGCAUUCCUUCUAGUUAUUACCCUGAGACAAAUGCCUCACUUUGUCCUGGCUUUGUAUAUAUAUAUAUAUAGUCAUAAAUUUUACAUCCCCAUUAUACCUAGGAUAAAUAUCAACUCUAUAAAAACAGAAAUAUAGUGACUUUGAAAAUUAAUAAUUUUGCAAUAAAAAAAUAGGAAAAUUUGUUGAAGCAUUUCAACUGUAUAUGUAUAUGUAUAUAUUUUUUCUUCAAAUAGUUUUGUUGCUUUUUUUUUUACUUACAUUAAUUCAGUUUUCAAAUUCCCUAUGUUUAAUUCAUUGUUUUGCAACAAUAUUUGUUUGAAAAUGCUUGAAUAUAUUUCAAUCUACUGCAGACUGGUGAUACAACAUUGCAUCCUACAUUUAAAUAACUUUCUUAAUGUAACGUUCUUAUUUGUUUUGGUAGCAUUAUUUUAUUCUCAAAAAAAUACCUUCUGUCUUCAAUCAUACUCUUAUCUGGUAACAAACAAAAAUUUAAUUAAUAUUCAUUAAGUCAACCUAUCACUAACACUCUCGUUUGUAUCUCGUAAGUUCUGAAAUUAGCAUUUUGUGAAAAAUAUAUACAAAUUUGCCCUUUUAUAAUUUUGAAUAUAAUUACAAUAGCUGACACAUUGCAUCUCUGCAUGCAUAUUUGCCUGUUGGGAAGGAUGGGCAAUGCAGUGUUACAGUAUUUGAUUGCUUGUGGUAUCACAUGCUGCAUAUCAAACUUUUGAUCUUAUACAUACAUAUCAAAUAUGCAGUAUAUACUCAAAAGAGAUAUGUUUAAUACAAAAUUCUUGUAUGAAAUCUUAUUACUCAAUAUUCCUCUUACACUGAUCUAAAAUUUGAAAAUUUUAUUUGAUUGGAAAAUAUAUAAAGACCACAUUUCAAAAUCUUUGACAUGAAAUAGAAAUUUAAAAAAAAUCAAUCAUGUCAUGAAAUUUAGAAAAUAAUUACUCUUUAUGUAUACACCAUCUUUUGUAAACAAGAUCAUGUAUGUGUUUUUUCGUGAUAAACAUAUUGUGUGCUUAAUUUAUAUUAUAGUUAUCUUGCUGUAAAACCUAAAGUACAAUUUAUAAUUAUGAAGUCUUUACAGCAAUUUAACUUUGCCAUUUGCAUAUCCUACCUCAGGAAGGAGAAAAACCCACCGUGUAGGAGGCCUUUAUAUCUGCCAUAAGUAAUCAAAAUAUAGUCUUUCUUAUAUAAAGUGUUUGUGUACUCAUACACAUUGCUUUGCACUGUAUCAUGACUUAAUCUGUAGAUAUGUUUGUUUAUAUUCGUCCUAUGAUUUAGAAUACUUUCGUACUGCAUAACAGACUUUCAGUCUAGUGCAUUAAGCAGUUUGUGGUAAAUGUGAAAAUGUUCAAAAUCUGUAAUAGUCUUACAGCUUUUGUUACAAGUGUCUUUGCAACAAUUCUUAAAAAUGAAUAAAUGUGCAUUGAACUUUUUAUUCCUUAUAAUAGUUAAAAAUGCAGAAUGUUUCACUUGCAAAAAGCCCUGAGACUACAGAAAAGCAUACCAGGUAGCAAAUAUAAUUGUGACGGUAUGUAACUUUAAAAAUAUCAACAUUUGCAUUUUAAAAAUUUCUGCAAGUGGCCAUUUCCUUCUCAUACUGACCUGGCAGCCUGAAGAAGUUUGAAUGACAAAAUCCUUAAUAUCCUUAAAAAGGCUGAUUGGUUACUAUCAGGUAUUUCGGAAGAAUCUGAAAAACCGCCUUAAAAAUAAUUUAAAAUAAUUUUACUGCAAUAGUUUUGACAUUUUUAAAAAAAAAUUAUUUGGAUGAUUUUAAUUUACACAGUUACUUCCAGCACAGUAGAUACUUAUUUACACUUACAAACGAUUUAAGAAUGUUGUACUCCACUUCUUCAUAUUUUGCUUUUAUCUGUAUAUGAUUGUGGAAAAAAUGUGUCCUAGUGUUGGAACCACACAAAAUCCAAAAACAUAAGUAAAAAAAAAAAAAAAAAAAAAAUCACUGCAGCUACACUUGGCACACGUAGGACACUAAGAUGUUUGCAAACAUAGAACACAGGACUGCCAGGUAUCAGAAAGAUAGAGGUUACCAUUUCUAGCACUUGCUGUAAAAUGCGAUUUGUAAGCAACUUUCAACAAACAUAUUGCUACAAUUAUUACAUUUGUGUUUACUUACUAUGUGGCAAGCCAUAACUUUGGGCUUAUGAGAAGUGAAACAGUCUGUAUGCUUGGAUUUUAAAUACAAUUACAACUUUUUAUUUUUUGCUGUUUCGCCUCAAUUGCAGGGUGAAAUGUUUAUAAUUCUUUUAUCUACUGUUAACAAAUAUACAUUAGUUGCUGGGACCAUCAGGAUACUUAUCCACCAAAUAAAAGUAAUAAAGAUGUUUUAUAAAUAA